Molecule: messenger RNA, 4779 nt
Organism: Oryzias latipes (Japanese medaka)
Lineage: Eukaryota; Metazoa; Chordata; Actinopteri; Beloniformes; Adrianichthyidae
Gene: pcdh18b
Product: protocadherin 18b
Biological process (GO): homophilic cell-cell adhesion
Cellular component (GO): plasma membrane
Molecular function (GO): calcium ion binding
Source: RefSeq, a predicted model, not a curated record
ACAGGCGCAGGCGCCGCGCGCAGACCAACUUCUCCGGUCCAUUGUUAUGGCACACUUCGGAUUCAGAGGAGUCUUCUGGCUCUUUUGGGGGGAGGGAAGAAUCGGACUUAGCAUUAAUACAGCUUGAAAGGGGCCAUUCUGUGAUUUUUUUGGGAGGGGGUGUUGCUUUGCGGAAGACAGAGGAGAAAGGAGCUGGGGUCGCGCGUGCAUUCUCUCUCUCCCUUUCCUCUCUCUCUAGGAGGAGGCUGCGCCUUUCUUUGCGCAGACUUCACUCUCUCCCGGCGCGCACACAGGAGGUGGCGUUUGUGCAUUCAGGCAACAGUUUGGACUGCCUGGAUAGAGCCUAUAUGCAUGUGUGUGCAAUAAUCCUUCAGAAAGAAACACAGAUUUGUUUUCCUUUUGUUGAUUUUGGAGAGUUUUUGUUUCGGACGCUGAGCCGGGGGAUUGAACAUGCCAGAGCUGUGAAGAAAUAGCCGCGCGUCCCUCCGCCGGUUCUACCCGCUGUGGAAACAGUGCGCGCCCAGAAGAAGAUGGGGGCAAAGAGGAUUCGAGCCAAAGCCAGGACUGGUCCGCUCUCCACCGUGGCUCUCCGGCUGUUGUUUGUGCUCGCGCUCGUGGAAGGCACCGCGGGGAAAACGCUCAAAUACAAAGUUUACGAGGAGCAGAAAGUGGGCACGGUCAUUGCGCGGCUGAAGGAGGACGUGGCCGGAGUUCUUUCCAAGCUCCCCAGCUCCCUCACGUUUCUGUUCCGUGCAAUGCAGAGGGGGGGCCCACGGUUUUUGUCUGUCCGGGAGGAGGACGGAGAGAUCAGCAUUGCCACCAAAAUCGACCGCGAGAAGCUUUGUGAAAAAAACUUAAACUGCUCCAUCGAGUUCGACGUGGUCACGCUCCCCACGGAGUACCUGCAACUGUUCCACGUUGAGGUGGAGGUCCUGGACAUCAACGACAACUCCCCGCACUUCUCACGCGGCAUAGUGCCCAUCGAGAUUUCCGAGAGCGCGUCCGUGGGGACGCGCGUCCCGCUGGACGGAGCGGUGGACGCAGACGUCGGGGAGAAUGCCCUGCACACCUACUCACUGACGCCCAACAACUUCUUUAAGAUUGACGUGAGGACGAGGACGGACGGGGCCAAGUACGCAGAGCUGGUGGUGAUGAGGGAGCUGGACCGGGAGGUGCAGUCCAGCUACCAGCUGCAGCUCACAGCCUCUGAUAAUGGUGCACCCCCCAAGUCAGGGUCAACUCUGCUCAAAAUAAGUAUCUCAGAUUCCAAUGACAACAGUCCAGCAUUUGAUGAGCAGGUAUAUAUCAUCAACCUGCUGGAAAACUCACCCCUUGGGACUCUAAUCAUUGACUUAAACGCCACAGAUCCAGAUGAGGGCACCAAUGGGAAAAUAGUCUACUCUUUCAGCAGCCAUGUCUCACCAAAGAUCCUGGAGACAUUUAAAAUCAAUCCAGAAAAUGGCCACAUCACUCUAAUUCAGAAAGUGGACUAUGAAAGCACCGUAUCAUAUGAACUGGACGUUCAGGCUCAAGAUUUGGGCCCUAAUUCAAUUCCUGGACUUUGCAAAAUUGUGGUGAAAGUGGUGGAUGUGAAUGACAACAAGCCCGAGAUAAACAUCAACCUGAUGACAACGGGGAAGGAGGAGGUGGCCUAUAUUUCAGAGGGAGCCCCAGUGGAUACAUUCAUCGCUUUGGUUCGGGUUGAUGACAGUGAUUCAGGACUGAAUGGUGAAGUGGUGUGCAGGCUGCAUAGUCAAGGCCACUUCAGGCUUCAGAAGACUCAUGAGAAGAACUACAUGAUCUUGACCAAUGUGUCGCUGGACAGGGAGAAGAGGUCAGAAUAUAGUUUGACGGUGAUAGCUGAGGACAAGGGCCUUCCCAGUCUUUCCACAAUCAAACAUUUCACAGUCCAGGUUCUGGAUGAAAACGAUAACCCUCCUCGUUUUGAAAAGAGCCGUUAUGAGGUCUUUAAAUCUGAAAAUAACUCUCCAGGAGCCUACUUGAUGACUGUGGUGGCCUCAGAUCCAGAUCUGGGUACCAAUGGCCAAGUCACCUACUCCAUUAUAGAUGCUCUGGUCCAAAACAUCCCAAUUUCCACCUGCGUCACCAUUGACCCCUCCAAUGGUGCCAUCUAUGCCCUGCGUAGCUUUGACCAUGAAGACGUCAGCAGGAUUGCCUUCACGGUUCGGGCUCGUGAUGGGGGGAACCCCGAGCUGUCGGCCAACACCAGCGUCCUUCUCACUAUUCUGGAUGAAAAUGACAACCCGCCGGUCAUCCAUUCCCCUUCACUGCGGAACCACACAGCCGAGCUUCCUGUGUGGAAGUAUGCUUCUCCAGGUCAGUUAAUCACAGCGCUCAAAAUCAUUGACCAUGACUCUGGUACCAACGGAGAAUUCAGCUGCGCCAUUGUUGGUGGAAAUGAGGAUGGGCUCUUUGUGAUGGACGCGAGGAGGUGCGAACUCAGAACUAAUGCCAGCCUCCAACAGGCUCCACGGGAUGUGAUGGAGGUCCGAGUGGAGGUGCAAGAUCGGGGAGCAAGUCGCCUAACCACAGGAGCCUUGCUCAGGCUGACCAUACAGGAGAACAUUGACCCCCUCCCUUCCCUUUAUCCCACCGGCUCCAGUCAGGCCCCUCUAGAUCCCUCCCUCAUUGUCAUCAUUUCUCUGGUUGCUGUCUGUACUCUGCUCCUCAUCGUCAUGGUGAUGUUUGCAACUGCCCGCUGCAACCGUGAGAAGAAAAACCCCAGACACAAAUACAACUGCCGAGUGGCAGAGAGUAGUUACCAGAACCAUCCCAAGAAGCCUUCCAGGCAGAUCCACAAGGCCGACAUCACACUGGUACCCACCAUCAAUGGAACCUUACCGGUCCGAGCGCACUCUCGCUCUCCUCUGCCCUCACCUACACCUGAGAGGGGCACUCUGGGGAGCAGACAGAGCCAUCACAGCCGCCAGUCUCUCAACAGCCUGGUCACCAUUUCUUCCAAUCACGUGCCGGAGAACUUUGCUCUAGAGUUGGCUCACGCUACACCUCCUGUUGAGCAAGUCUCACAGCUUCUGUCCAUGCUCCAUCAGGGCCAGUACCAGCCCCGGCCAAGCUUCAGAGGCAACAAAUAUACCAGGAGCUACAGAUAUGCCCUCAACGAGAUGGACAAGUUUAGCCUGAAGGACAGCGGGCGCGGGGACAGCGAAGCGGGGGACAGCGACUAUGAUCCUGGGAGGGAGUCCCCCAUGGACCGGCUCAUCUGUGAGGGCUUUACUGAGAUAUAUACCCCUGAUGGCCGGCACAGACCGCAUGCAGCCAUGCGUCUCUGCACAGAGGAGUGUCGGGUUCUGGGGCACUCGGAUCAGUGCUGGAUGCCCCCCCUCGCCUCGCCAGCCUCAUCCUCCUCUGACUAUCGAAGCAACCUCUACAUUCCUGGGGAAGAAGCCCGCCAAGCCGCCGACAUCACCCAGGAGAAGGUACCUCAGCCAUGCACUGACACCGGACCGGCUCGGAACCAGAGCUUCUCCACCUUCGGCAAGGACUUGGGUGAGGAGGGUGGGGGAGAAGAUGAAAGGGGGGAGGGGAACUCCACUGAAACCAAAGAUGAAGAUCUGUGUGGAACCUCAUCAUUGCUGUCAGAGAUGAGCAGCGUGUUCCAGAGGUUACUCCCCCAGGGUUUGGACUCAUACAUGCAGGUCAACGAGAACCAGAAGGGAACUAGUCUAAGUGGGGUGGGGGUCCCCAUGACAGGAUCUUUAGAUCGUAGGAGGGGUCACCUUCCUGGAAAGCCCAGCCCCUCCGUUCAUCAGCAGGGCGUGGCGGCCUGGGCUGCCAACACCCACUUCCAGAACCCCGGAAGCAGCAUCGGCCCGUCCGGUCAGCAUCAGGGGGGCAGCUACCACACCCUGAAGCCCAGCACCAAACUCAGCUCCCAGAGCGGUAGCCACAAGGGCUCACAGGCCCCCAAAAACAGCCCCCAGAGCAACGGGCACCACUCCAAACCCCACAGCACCCCCCUGCUCACAGCGCUUGUCAGCCCAACACUGGCGCAGCCUUCCCCGGCCCCCCUCCCAGCCCAGCUUCCUGGGCCCUCUUCAAAGUGGUUGCCGGCCAUGGAGGAGAUCCCGGAGAACUACGAGGAAGACGACUUUGACUCUGUGCUCUGCCACCUUCAGGGCAAGCGUAGCGACAGCCGGCACGAGCUGGUGGAUGCCAGUGAGCUGGUGGCUGAGAUCAACAAGCUCCUGCAGGAUGUGCGGCAGAGUUAAGCCACUGUGGCUGUGGCUCCAGCGGACGCAGAGCAGCAACCUCUGUGCUCCUGCAGAAAUAAACUCUGAGCAUCAAGAACAAAAACAUGAAAAGUAAAGACAAAAAACAGGACACACUGAUGUCGUUAAAGUUGCAUUUCUUAUAAAACUGUUGUGUUUUGUGAAUGCUACAUAUCCCAAAAAAAGUUAAAAUGUUUGUUAUUGCUGGUAUCGUACACAAUGUACACCAUGUGACUGUAUUUAUCUUUGUAUUUCAAAAAUACAUUUGUAUACUUAUAUUUAUAAAAUUGUAAAUACAUAUAAUCAAAAGUCUAUUUUUAUAUUUUGGUGCAUGUAGAGUACAAAAACUGUAUCAAGACUGACAUGCGAUCGACAUUCUGCAUAUUUAAAUUGUCUUUUGUAUUGUGAUUCUUUUUUUAUGCCUCUAUUGUAUGUUUAAAUGAGUAUAUUAAUGAAAUAUUGAAUGCUUGUUUUGUGAUAAAAUGCUGGAGGGAAAGAAAGGAGGAUAAAUUAAAGUAAUAUACAAACA